AUGCCUAACAGCGAGCGCCAGGUCCGUCCACUUACAGCUCUGCCACCUUGUGAUGCGCUAGGGGCAUGGCGCCUUGCUGUGGCACGCUCUGAAGCCGAGUCACGACUCCUGAGUGGGCGGCUCGUUGAGCAAUGUGCAUUGGAGGUCACAGGCAGGAGCCGUUUGCUGCGGGGUACUGGCAGCGACAACAGCAGCAGCGAAAUGGAUAUCAGCGAUAGCGAGUCUGGUGAGGGAGUCAAUAUGGUUCGAAGCAGAGGGGGUGGGAAUGUGCGCCUGUUUCUCUCCAGUGAGAGUCCGGAGUGGUUCACCCCACUGAGUAUCAUAGAGCUGGUGCGCGAGGUGUUCACUCCUGGCAGGAUCGACCUGGACCCAUGCUCGUCCGCGGCUGCUAACACACGUGUUGGGGCGACAGUGUAUUACGAUAUGGAAUCUGAUGGUCUGUUGGAGUGCAACGCGUGGAUGGGCAAUGUGUUUGUCAACCCGCCUUUUGGGGUGCGCGGUGGUGCAAGCUAUCAGAGCCUGUUUUUCCAGAGAUGCGCAACAGAGUACACGGCUGGUCGCAUUCACCAAGCAGUACUGCUGCUGAAAUCCGCUGUGGGUUAUGCAUGGUUUGAUGCCAUACUACAAUGGCCUGUCUGUUUUCUGCGCCAACGUUUGGCGUUUGUGCGUGGGCAAUCUGGGAGUCAACAGCAGGAGGGAGGACCCCUGACAUGGGGAGCGCGGGUAGCCAAUCCACAUGGAAGUGUCGUGGUUUACAUGGGCCCAGACGUGCAACGUUUUGUGUCAGUGUUUGGUUGCAUGGGCGGAAUACCGGGGGCGACUUCAUGGGCCAUGCCCCUCCCAGUGGAGAGCUCGAUGGAUUAA
This is a messenger RNA of Volvox carteri f. nagariensis, 864 nucleotides long. RefSeq lists its product as uncharacterized. The transcript has a single exon. The record is from RefSeq and is a predicted model, not a curated record. The coding region runs from base 1 to 864 and encodes 287 amino acids. Gene Ontology annotation, molecular function: site-specific DNA-methyltransferase (adenine-specific) activity; DNA binding. NCBI's taxonomy places the organism in Eukaryota, Viridiplantae, Chlorophyta, Chlorophyceae, Chlamydomonadales, Volvocaceae.